AUGGGGUCAGAGUCGGUGAAGGUGGUGGUCAGGUGCAGGCCCCUGAAUGACAGGGAGAAGGCGCUCAGCUGUAAGAUGGUGCUGUCCAUGGACCUGCAGCGCUGCCAGUGCUUCAUAGAAAAGCCAGGUGCAGUGGAUGAACCACCUAAACAGUUCACCUUUGAUGGGACCUACUAUAUUGAUCAAACAACUGAGCAGAUGUACAACGAGAUCGCCUAUCCUUUGGUUGAGGGUGUGACUGAGGGAUACAAUGGGACAAUUUUUGCCUAUGGACAAACUGGAAGUGGAAAGUCUUUCACCAUGCAAGGGGUGUCUGAACCUGCAACCCAGAAGGGUGUCAUCCCGCGGGCCUUUGAACACAUCUUUGAGAGCAUUCAGUGUGCAGAAAAUACGAAAUUCCUGGUGAGGGCCUCCUACUUGGAGAUUUACAAUGAAGAAAUCCGAGAUCUUUUGGGAAGCGAUGCCAAGCAGAGAUUGGAGCUGAAAGAGCACCCAGAGCGUGGGGUAUAUGUACGGGACCUUUCCAUGCACACUGUGCACAGUGUGGGAGAGUGUGAAAGAAUCAUAGAGAAAGGCUGGAGGAACCGGGCGGUGGGCUACACGCUGAUGAACAAAGACUCCUCACGCUCCCACUCAAUCUUCACCAUCCACCUGGAGAUCUGCAGCACUGAUUCAUCUGGCCAGGACCAUCUACGGGCAGGAAAACUCAACCUUGUGGACCUGGCAGGAAGUGAGCGUCAGUCUAAAACUGGUGCUACCGGCGAGCGACUCCGCGAAGCCACAAAGAUCAAUCUUUCCCUCUCGGCCCUGGGAAAUGUCAUCUCCGCCCUGGUAGAUGGACGCUCCAGAUACAUCCCCUACAGAGACUCCAAGCUGACCAGGCUGCUGCAGGACUCUUUGGGAGGAAACACCCGCACCCUGAUGAUCGCCUGUCUUUCGCCCGCAGACAACAAUUAUGAGGAAAGCCUAAGUACACUGCGAUAUGCAAACCGGGCCAAAAGCAUCCAGAACAGGCCUCGCAUCAACGAGGACCCCAAGGAUGCUCUGCUCCGAGAGUAUCAGGAGGAAAUCAAGAAGCUGCGGGCGCUCCUCACAGGCCAGCUGAGCACUGCUGACCUUUCAACUCUGCUGGCUGGUCAGUUUUCUGAGUCAUCCCCUGCUGUGCCCUCAAGGCCACAGUCCACCCCCACUGAAGAAAGGAAGGAAAAGAUUAAAGAGGAGUACGAGGAGAGGCUGGCCAAGUUGCAGGCUGAAUACAAUGCAGAGCAGGAAUCCAAGGCGAAGCUGCAGGAGGACAUCGCUGCUCUGCGUUCCUCCUAUGAAUCAAAGCUGUCCAGUCUGGAGAAGGCCCAAGUCAGCAGGGGGAGCUCUGUCCCCAAGAAUGAUUCUCCCCAUGUAUGCUUCUUUGUAUUGUGCCACUUCUCUACAUUAGUGGGCGCCAGCUGUACAUCCCAGGUUGCUUUGGAAGAACUCUGCAUGAGCACUGAUCCCAUGUGCCACGGUACAGUUGAGGAAACCUCCCAGACUAAGGUAGUGUCCAGCCCCACUUUCCAUAAAGAUCACUCCUCUUCAAAUCAUAUUCGUAUCCUGAAACAAGGUAACAAGGCAAUCUUAUGUAGGCAAAAUGUUGAAUUUUACUCCCUCAUGUUGGCGAGCAAGCUUUCCGAAAAAGAUCCAGAUAGAGCUGGACUCUUGGAGUCUUCUGAUGCAACUGCACCGGGGCCUCUAGACCAGAAACACGUCCUGGAAAGACUGCAGCAGCUGGAACAGGAGGUGGUAGGAGGGGAGCAGGCCAGGAACAAAGAGCUGCAACAAAGACAACGGCAGAGAAAAAAACUUGCUGACCAGAGAAAAGCUCAGCUUGUCCAUGCUCUGUCAGAGAACAGCGAGGAGAGCGAAAAUGUGCUGCUGAAUCUCUACAACUCUAUCCAGGAAGAAAUCCAUGCCAAAAACCAAAUGCUGGUCAAAGUUCAGGGCAAGCUGAAAGCAGCCAAACUGGAGAUCCGUGACCUGCAGGCAGAGUUUGAGGUUGAGAGGAAUGACUACCUGGCGACUAUACGCAGGCUGGAGAAGGAAGGGCAGUUCCUGCGCAGCCUGCUGGAGCGGAUGGUGCCUCUGGUGCGCCGUGACUGCAACUACAGCAACCUGGAUCGCUUGAAGAAGGAAGCUGUCUGGGACGAGGACAACGCCACCUGGAGACUGCCAGAUGUGAUGGUGCAGAAAACAACACUGCCUUCAGCAGUGACUCCAAAAGCUUCAGCUCGCAGAGGCUCAGGUUCUGAUGCUGGAGAGGCAUUUAUGGUGGAGGAGGACAGGUACAAGCAAAUGCUGGACAGAAGUGACAGUGAGAAUAUUGCCAGCAGUUACUUCAAGUCAAAGAGGGCGAGCCAGCUCCUCGGAAGUGACACCGCAAAAGCCCACGUUAACGUGGCAGGCCACCUCUCUGUGAGCGGCUCUAACAUGAAUCUGUCUGUGAGCUCAGACGCCAUCCUGCCUCGCCCCUUCCGUCUGGAGUCGCUGGAUGCCCCAGUGUCCAACGGUAAAGUGAAGCGCAAAAAAAGCAAAUCUCACAUCCAUAAUGAGGCGACUUAAACGGACUGUGGCCCACAUAUUUGCAGUUUUCUACAAUGACACUUUUGAUGACUUAUCAAAAAAUAAGUGUUGUAUAUGUAUAUCUGACUGUGACUCAGUGGUAUGUUUUUAUGACAGCUGCUAUCUAGAUUUACACAGGACCCAUUUAUUGCCGAUGUUACAAGUCCAUUUGCGUCAUGAGUUUUUAAUUAUAUUAUUAAUGUUAAUUUUUAACUCAUUGCUACCUACUG
This is a messenger RNA of Pelmatolapia mariae (spotted tilapia), 2822 nucleotides long. It is a transcript of the gene kif17, whose product is annotated as kinesin family member 17. Gene Ontology annotation, biological process: spindle elongation; microtubule-based movement; mitotic spindle organization. Bases 1 to 2592 code for a protein of 863 amino acids. The record is from RefSeq and is a predicted model, not a curated record. Gene Ontology annotation, cellular component: microtubule associated complex. The transcript has 13 exons. NCBI's taxonomy places the organism in Eukaryota, Metazoa, Chordata, Actinopteri, Cichliformes, Cichlidae. Gene Ontology annotation, molecular function: microtubule motor activity; microtubule binding; ATP binding.